This is a messenger RNA of Lachancea mirantina, 3342 nucleotides long. NCBI's taxonomy places the organism in Eukaryota, Fungi, Ascomycota, Saccharomycetes, Saccharomycetales, Saccharomycetaceae. The record is from the annotation of a GenBank genome assembly.
AUGGUCCAAGAUCUGCGUGAAUGGAUCCAGGCACAGACCAGCUCCAAUGUGACUCCAAAUUUUUUGCAAACCAUAAAAAAUCUGGGCAGAAUUCACGCGGCCGAUCGUGAGAAAUUCAUUAAAGCAUGUAAAGCACUAGGGAAGUUCAAUGGUCAUGAGGAAUUCCUAGAACGUUUGCAUGGAGAGCUCAACACAGUUUCUGAACAACAAGAGGACCACGGGUUGCAAAUUAAUGAACCUGAAGAGACUUUUCUAGCCCCAAAACGUGUUGUACUCGAUAAGAAAGUGACAUCGCAGCGUAUUCUGAAGCAAAUUGAGCUUGGUCUACAAGACGAAGCAGAGGAUGAAAACGUUGCGAGACUCCGAGAUAUGGAGUCUGGAUAUAAGAAGCUAUCGAAACCGUCUUUGUUCAAAAGAUUGUCCAAAAACAAGGCCAAACAUUUGAAGGAAUAUGCUAAUACGUCAGGCAUUGAGCCAUCCAAGACCCGUAUUCUUCAGGAGGUAGGAAAGCCAGGAAUACCGACGGAUGACAACCAGGACACAAAUAUUCGACAAGCCGCUGAAUAUCUGUCUAUUCCGGCUUUUUCCACUCGUGCCGUUUCGAGUGUAGACUCGAAUAACGCUGAAGACACUUACGAAAGUGGCAACGACUUGCCUUCAGACGAAAGUGCAGUUGAGGAAGACCGGGAGUGGUACGACCAUGAAGAUGACUACAGUAAUGCCAUUGAUGAUUCUGUGGUUAGUACUUUAAAUUUCAGACGACGAGGAAGCUCCAACCGGAGGAACCAAGAAUCAAAUUUUAAUGAUUUGAAAUCCGAGCUUCAUUUAACACCCAUUUCACCUGCCCAACGUGCAAAACUUGUUCCCCCGUUUUUGACCAGUUUCAGAAAUUCCGACGGAGAAUCGGUAUUUCUGCACUUUUUAGAUGCCUCUUCCAAAUUCACAAGUAAUGUCGAUCCAUUCCGGAAUCCAGACAGCGAAUUUUCACUCAAUGCGAAAAGAGGCAGUCGAUUGGUGAAUGAGAACAGGCACAUGGAGGCUAGAAAGUCUAAAGCAGCAGAAAUCGCUGAUAACUCCGAGACUGCCAUUGCAGCUGUUGUGGGACAACCCAAUGGGGUUGAGCAAGUUGCGAGCGGCAGGAUAGGGGACAGUGCAAAUAGCGCCCCUCGAGAACCUCCACCAAGCUUUGAACAAAUUCAAGAAUCGAGGAGGGGACUCCCCGCCUACCAAGUGAAAUCUGAGCUUCUCCAAAUCGUGAGAGAUAAUCAAGUAAUAGUUAUCAUUGGUGAAACAGGUUCCGGUAAAACUACCCAAGUGCCCCAAUUUUUAUUCGAAAACGGGUUUUGCAAGGAUGGCAAAAUGAUUGGCUGCACGCAACCACGACGUGUGGCGGCAAUGUCGGUGGCUACUCGUGUGGCUCAAGAGAUGAAUGUUGAGUUGGGAGAAAAAGUUGGAUACUCGAUUCGUUUUGAAGACAGAACUUCUCGUGGAACCAGAGUCAAAUUUAUGACUGAUGGGUUGUUGUUAAGGGAAACUCUUGUAGAUCCGUUGCUGGACAAGUACAGUUGUAUCAUUAUGGAUGAAGCGCAUGAACGGACAUUAAGCACUGACAUUCUUUUCGGCAUUUUCAAGGACCUUUUGUCAAGAAGGCGAGAUCUUAAGCUUAUCAUAACAUCGGCAACCAUGGACGCUAAUCGCUUUUCGAAUUUUUUUGGAGCCGCUCCGCAAUUUACAAUUCCAGGGCGCACUUUCCCUGUUGAAGUUGUCUAUAGCCGCUCUCCAGUCAGCGACUAUGUCGAGUCCGCGAUUACUCAAGCUAGCAAAAUCCAUUUGGCGACUCCAAUCACAAGUGGGGACGUCCUGAUCUUCAUGACGGGUAAGGAAGAUAUCGAAGCCACCUGUAGCGGAUUGAGAAGCAGGCUUUCCGAAGUUCAACUAAGGAGAACGAAAGAAAAUAUGAAUGAUCACGCUGAAAGUAUUGAGAUCCUUCCAAUCUACUCAGCUUUACCGGCCGACAUUCAAGGAAAGAUCUUUCAUAAGACUUUAGGGAAGAGGAAAGUCGUUGUUGCGACAAAUAUAGCUGAAACAUCAUUGACGGUGGACGGCAUACGAUACGUUAUAGAUUGUGGGUAUUCCAAACUUAAGGUUUACAGUCCACAAAUUGGCCUUGAUAGUCUGAGAAUGGCGCCCAUUUCUCUUGCCAGUGCUAAUCAGCGCUCGGGUCGGGCAGGUCGUACUGGACCAGGAAUUGCCUAUAGGUUGUACACUGAGGACACAGCCUACGACGAUAUGUAUACCCAGGCCAUUCCAGAAAUUCAAAGAACCAACCUUUCUAACACUCUUUUGUUGCUAAAAUCACUUGGCGUACGAGAUCCUCUCAAAUUUCCGUUCAUUGACCCGCCCAAUGAAGUAACGGCGUUAUUUUCUUUAUUUGAAUUGUGGGCUAUGGGGGCUCUUGAUAACCUUGGAAACCUGACCCAAUUGGGGACCGAAAUGGCCAAUUUUCCUCUCCAACCCGCUUUGUCAAAAAUGCUUUUGAUAGCUUCGCAGAACAAAUGUAGCGAAGAAGUGCUCACUAUAGUCUCCAUGUUAUCAGUACCACAAGUUUUCCAUCGUCCCAAAGCAAGAGAAGAGGAGUCCGAUCAGGCGCGGUCGCGAUUUUUCGUUCCCGAAUCCGAUCAUCUUACGCUUCUGAACGUUUAUUCUCAGUGGAAAGCAAACCAAUAUUCGGCCAAAUGGUGUAAACGACAUUUUUUGCAGUUCAAAUCAUUACAAAGAGCGAGGGAUAUCAGAAUGCAGCUUUGUAGAUCAAUGGAAAGACAAGGUCUCUACGUCGAAUCUUCUGGCACUGAUUGGUCUAUCGUCAGAAAAUGCAUAUGCUCAGCGUAUGCGCAACAAGCCGCGAAGAUUGCUGGUCUCAGCAAAUACGUGCAUUUGAAGAACGGACUUGAACUUCGACUGCACCCCACUAGUGCCCUUCAUGGAGCCGGAGAUCUUCCUCCUUAUAUCGUUUAUCAUGAACUGCUUUUGACUACAAAAGAAUACGUGAAUAUCGUUACUGCAGUAGAUCCAUUGUGGCUCAUGGAAUAUGAACCGCUGUUUUACAACUUUACCAGAAGGUCUGAAAAUGAUGGAGACUUAGAUAUUUCGGAUCAUAAAGGCGACGAACUUGAUCUUUGUCUCAAAAGCUGGGCAAUAAAAAGAGCCAACCUUCUUCAAAAUAUGACCUUGGAUUCCCAGGUUCUGGAUGCCAAGCCGAUUUCGCAAUUACAACAAUCCAAAAGGGCCCAAUCUUCAAAAAAAACUGUAAACGUGGGCUUCAAAAGAAGAAGGCCGCUGUGA